AUGUCGCUCUGCGAGAUCUGCAAGUCCAUCCCCCUGGGGAACCUCCCCCCAUUCCCCAACUCCGCAAGGCUCUUCUGCACCCCCGAAGCACCACAAUACCUCUACUUCGCCCUCAACAACAAUAACAACAACAACAACGACAGCGACGGCAAUGACCCGUCGUCUCCGAGGUUCCGCUACCACGAGGACAGGGGCGGGCUCUGGCAGUCGGCCGCGGGCGGGUGCGGCCUCUGCCGCCUGGUCGAGCAGGAGGCCCGGCGCCUCGACGCCGCGGCGCCGGCGCCCCGCAACGUCAUGCCCAACUUCGACCUGUGGGUGACGGCCCGCCGCGGCACCGGCACCGGUACCGGCGAUGGGUUCAUGGUGCUGUCGAGGUGCGGCGACGCGGACCGGCCCGACGACGCCUUCGCCGUCAUGGCGGCCGUGGGGCUAUGUGUUGAGAAAGACGACCCCUUGGCAACGGUCAUCAGGGGCCGGCCGGUCGAAAUGUUCCCGGGCGAGACGGCUUUCGGGCUGGCGCGGGACUGGCUCACCGACGACACGCGGUCGGAGCAGCCGCGGUCCAACUCACUUUCGACGCUGCCUCCCCGGCUCGUCGACGUUGGCGACCCGGCCACGGAUGGGGGCACAGUCACCGUCGUCGAGCCCGACCCGGCUGCGGACUAUCGCUACAUCGCCCUCAUGUACCGCAGCCCAGAGUGUCAUUCCGCACCGAGGGCCCCCGACGUCGGCGCCGCCCUCGCCAUCGAUGCCCUCCCGCAGACGUUCAAGGACGCCGUCACGCUCACGCGCGAGCUCGGCCUCCGCCACCUCUGGAUCGACGCACUCUGCGGACCCCCUCCGCCGCCGCCGCCGCCGCCCGAGGACCCCGGCCGCAGCCACUCGGAACGCACGGCGGAUGUCUACAAAGCCGCCCACCUCACCGUCGCCGCCCCGGGCACCGCGGCCGACGGCCUGUUCGUCCCCCGACGCGCGCGGGAGUACGUGCGCAUGCCCUACCCGGGGGCCACCGGGGCGCCGUCCGGUGCCGUCCUGGCCUACCUGCUGCCCCUCUCGGAAGAGAUCAUGGAGCUGCACGGCAAGCUCGAGUCGGGGGCCGUGGCGCGGAGCGAGCGCGUAGUCUCCCGCCGCGUCCUCCACUUCUCCACUGACCAGACCUUCUUCGAGGACCAUAAUGGUCGCUUCGUGUCCGAGGAGGGACUAGUCGGCCCACGGUGGCACAUAACAAGCCCGCCGUGA
This is a messenger RNA of Gaeumannomyces tritici R3-111a-1, 1239 nucleotides long. RefSeq lists its product as hypothetical. The record is from RefSeq and is a predicted model, not a curated record. Lineage: Eukaryota; Fungi; Ascomycota; Sordariomycetes; Magnaporthales; Magnaporthaceae. Bases 1 to 1239 code for a protein of 412 amino acids. The transcript has 2 exons.